AUGAAGCGGUCUAUCAAUUUGCUGUGUGGAGUCCUCUCAGCUCUGCUGCUCUGCUCUGCCCAUGAUGCAGUCCAUCCAAAUGACACUGCCGAGGCGCUCAAGCUGAGCUCGUUGCUGGAGGCGACGCGCGCCAGCAGCACCACCGAAAAGCCCCACAGCAGCACCACUGCCAAGGCUAAGAUCUAUUUGGCCACCAGCGAGGAGGACCAUGACUCAAACUUUCAUAAUAAUCGACUGCCUGCGCUGUCAGAGGACGAAACCAAUGGCCUGAGCCACGAUGCCAAUCCCCUGCACUUCCUCAAGCAGCUGACUGGCCCAGAGACUGAGACCAGUGCAGCUCAGGUGGAGUCGACCAAGCCACAAGAAGAGCCAAGCGAACCACAGUUGGAGACGCUCAAAGAGCAGCAGAGCUCCAAGCCCGAGUCUCUUGCCGGCGCACCCAUCUACAUCACCAUACCCAUCUAUAUCAAUACCUCUGGCCAAAGGCCGCUGAGCUUGCUCAUUGGCGAUCAGGAGCUGCAGCUGCAGCGGCGCAUGGCGGGCCACAAAAGGAUGUCAUCCACCAAGUCGCCCAACUCACAUUUCAAUCGGCUGCUGGAGCAAGUUGAGCCGCCCAAAAAGCGCACCACCAAUCGACAUCGCAGCCAGAGCCGCAGCAAGAUUCAGGCGCUCAAGGAAUCGGAGCUGCUGCAGCACGGCGACUCAAAGGGACAAUGAAGAUUCUGUUUUCUUUAUUUUGUGAAAAACAUUUUGU
Molecule: messenger RNA, 754 nt
Organism: Drosophila mojavensis
Lineage: Eukaryota; Metazoa; Arthropoda; Insecta; Diptera; Drosophilidae
Exons: 3
Coding region: 1-717 (238 amino acids)
Source: RefSeq, a predicted model, not a curated record